ACCGUCGAACCCUGUUCUGAAACCCAGACAUCAUUAACCCUUCCCUCCCGCAAUCUUCGAAGGCAGUUUCUACCGGCGAAGACCGAUCGCUUGAAAUGGAAACCUGCCCUUUGGUUAAGAACAUUCUGCUAUUGGAUUCUGAAGGGAAACGUGUGGCUGUUAAGUACUGUUCAGAUGAUUGGCCUACAAAUUCUGCAAAGGAAGCUUUUGAGAAAGCCAUAUUUAACAAGACUCAAAAGACAAAUGCCCGGACAGAAGCUGAGGUAACAAUGUUUGAAAAUUACAUUGCUGUUUACAAAUUUGUACAAGAUCUUCACUUCUACGUUACUGGGGGUGAAGAUGAAAAUGAGCUCAUCUUAGCUUCUGCUCUUCAAGGUUUCUUUGAUGCUGUGGGUCUUCUACUCAGAGGCAAUGUGGAUAAGAAGGAGGCUCUUGAAAAUUUGGAUCUCAUUCUUCUAUGUCUGGAUGAAAUUGUAGAUGGCGGUAUAAUUCUUGAAACGGAUGCAAAUGUUAUUGCUGGGAAAGUUGCAAGCAACAGUAUUGAUGCGGGAGCACCUUUAUCUGAGCAGACGAUAGGUCAAGCAUUGGCUACUGCUCGGGAACAUUUGACAAGAUCCCUUCUGAAGUGAAUGCCUUGAGCUUAAGUUUUGGAGGAAAAGGAGACAUUUAUGCUGUUCUCGUUUUAAAGCAUCAAAAUAUCUUUAUUUAGUAGUAGGCAUGUUGUCUGUUUUCGGUCAAUGUAUCUGUCAGCUGCUGAUUUAUCUGCAGUAUAUGGGGAAUUUAAGUUUGAAAAUUACAUGACAUUGUGAACAAUUACUCUUGGCUCUUCGGUGACAUCUGGGGUAAAAUGGUGCCAGGAGGCUUUGUUAACCUGUUAUUUGUGCAAUGGCAAAAGAAAUUUUCUUCUUGUCUUUCAUGUUU
Coffea eugenioides is the source of this 921-nucleotide messenger RNA. RefSeq names its product coatomer subunit zeta-1-like. Gene Ontology annotation, cellular component: COPI vesicle coat. Bases 96 to 629 code for a protein of 177 amino acids. The record is from RefSeq and is a predicted model, not a curated record. Gene Ontology annotation, biological process: retrograde vesicle-mediated transport, Golgi to endoplasmic reticulum; intracellular protein transport; intra-Golgi vesicle-mediated transport. The transcript is spliced from 6 exons. NCBI's taxonomy places the organism in Eukaryota, Viridiplantae, Streptophyta, Magnoliopsida, Gentianales, Rubiaceae.